AUGGACAAUGCGCUGCUUUCACAAAUCCAAGGCGGGAAAAAGCUGAAGAAGUCGCAGACGAAUGACAGAUCAGGGCCAUCGGUGGGCGGGGGAGUGGUCGGUGAGGGAGGCGGCGGUGGUGGCAGUGGUGGCAGUGGCAGCGGCAGCACCAACACCACCACCAAACAAGCAAACCCCGCAGACACAUCAACGGCCCCGCAACUCGGUGGGAUAUUCGCAGGCGUUGGAAUGCCCAAGCUGCGUCCAGCGGGUGGAAAGGGCGUUGCAGGAAUAAACAAAGCAAGCCUAGCUAAGCCACCGUCGAUACCCAAGGCACCAGCAGCCACAACACCAGCAACACCACCAGCACCACCAAACAGAGGUAUGCCACCGAGACCACCAGCAGCCCCGCCGGCUAGGGCUACACCACCACCACCACCUCCAGCACCAGCUCGAGGUAUUCCCGCAGCCCCGCCAGUACCUGCGCCCAUGCCAACGCCCACAACACAAACAACCUCUCGGCCCCCUCCGCCAGUCCCACCAGUUAAUCCAGCUGGUGCAGCUGGUAAGAAGCCACCUCCACCAAAACCCAAACCAAAGCCUGGUGCGGGUGCGAGUGGGAGUAUGGCAGCAGCAGCAGCGGCGGUGGCUGCAGUGACACCUCAAUUACCAGCAACUCAAUUACCAGCAACUCAAGCACCAGCAACUCAAGCACCUUCUCAACCACCACGCGUACUACCACCAGGACCAGCAACAGCAACAGCAACAGCAACAGCAACAGCACCAGCACCAGCACCACGUUCAAUACCCCAACCACCUCAACCACCUAAUAGACCAUCACCACCUCCAGCCCCACAGCGAAAAGCACCGCCAAGUCUACCAUCGAGAGGUGCAAAUUUGGUUUCGAAACCACCACCACCACCGGCUAGAGGGGGAGAAAGAGGUGGACUGGGAAUUGGCAGUGGGAUUAGUAAUAACAAUAACAGACAACCACCACCGCCACCACCACCCAGACCAACAACCAGCUCAUCGAUUCGGGCACCACCACCACCACCACCGGCAAGAGGCGGAUUUAAUUCCAAUGUGAAUGUCAACAAUGGGAAAUCUGGAACACCUGGAACACUUGGAACACCUGGGAAACCUGGAAAAUUCGGAAAAUCACGAAUAGUAGCAGCUGAACCAAAGGAGGGUAUCGGUGCUGUUUCCAUACCCAAUCAAACACUUGAACCACCACCACCUCUACGAUCAGCCACAAUACGCAACGUGAAUAAGCCAGAAGGAACACAAGAGAUUAGUGAUAGCAAAACACCACCAGAUAGCCUCGGUGAAUACUCGUUUACAAGUUAUUUGGAUAUACCACCACCCCGGGAGUAUUUAAAGACAUCAUUGACGUAUCCGAGUGGCAGAAACAAGGCAACCAACUUUGAUUUAAGGCAGUUGGAAUGA
Molecule: messenger RNA, 1425 nt
Organism: Wallemia ichthyophaga EXF-994
Lineage: Eukaryota; Fungi; Basidiomycota; Wallemiomycetes; Wallemiales; Wallemiaceae
Product: WAS/WASL-interacting protein family member 3
Exons: 3
Coding region: 1-1425 (474 amino acids)
Molecular function (GO): actin binding
Source: RefSeq, a predicted model, not a curated record